AGCGAGGUUGAUCGCGCAGUUGAUUCAGUGUACGAAGGACGUCGCGAGUGGCAAGAGCGAGUCGGCGAAAGGGGCUUCGAGGGGUAGUCGAAUCAAAAUAAAUGAAAAUCCCGAGUCGGAGAGUAGGAGGAGCCAAAAAUAAAAGGAAAUAAAAGCGCGUGUCGAGAGAGAGAGAGAAUUUCGCGGGGAUUCGGCGAGGAAAUCGUGCCUGAAAUAUCGAGGGGUUCGAGGGAGCGAGGAAAAAGGGGGGAAAAAGGCUUCGGAGAAUCUGGAAAAGUUCGGGGCGGAGGUUAAAAUAGUGCAAAGGCUCCCUCGAAUAUUAAGUAUAGAAAUAAAGUGCGAGAAAGUUAUUGGAUUGGAUCUGAACCGUCAGAAACGCCACACGGUCCAAUGUAUAACGGUGUUGAGGGGGUCGAGAUAAAAGCGAGCGUUAAAACAAGAUGUCGUUGCCCCGGGAGUGGAGUUAUCUUCAGGAGUCGUGUCGUACGAUCGAUCGGGGUCCGAAGGCCGAAUCCACCUCGCGGGAAAUGUGCCUCGGGGAGGAUUCCGGUCUGGUUUAUCCCUCGGAGUUGUCGGCAGCCUCGACCAUCAUCGAUGAGAAUAUGAACCAAUCGAAUCAGCUGGGAUCUCUGUUCUCCAUUCACUCAGCCCCGGUCUUCGAUCUCAACGGGGGCUGCACCGGAGGCGCUGGCAUUUUGUCGUCUCCCACGAGGCCGGGCUCUCUCGUGGUACAAACGACCGCGACUUCGACCCCGAUCGUCCCCCCGCACCUGCAGAGCCCUCCCGACACCAUCGAGGACGACGACAACGACAAUCUCCUGACCAUUUCCAGCCUCACCGCCCGCCCUCUCAUCGCUAAAUCGCGCGAAUUGCGAUCCUCCAAAUGUCACUACGAGAAAAAAUACAAGCCUCGUCGCAGCCACCGAAGCGAGCACGACUGUCGGGAGAAGAGGGCCAAAAAUAUCCACUACGUUCCUCUCGACGGCGGCUACGGAUGGAUCGUCGUCUGCGGAGCCUUUUUCGUCCAGUUCUGGGUCGCCGGACUCGUCAAGUCUUACGGCCUUCUCUACGUCGAAGUCAUGGAAACUUUCAGAGACUCCUCCGCCGCUGUCGCCUCCUGGAUACCGGCCAUUCUUUCCUUCUUCUGUCUCGCACUCGCUCCGGUGACCAGCAUGUUAUGCCAAAAAUAUAGCUGCCGCGUGGUCGUUUUCAUCGGCGGCCUCUUCUGUGCUCUCGGCCUCACGAUCAGCUUCUUCGCCACGAGCCUCGUUCAUCUUUUCUUCACUUUCGGCGUUCUCACAGGAAUCGGCGGUGGUUUGUCAACGACGCCAGGAAUAAUAAUAGUAUCGCAGUACUUCGACAAGCACAGAGCCCUGGCCAACGGGAUAUGCGUGUCUGGUACGGCGGCCGGGAGUUUCGUGUUUCCCCUGUUGAUCGAGGCUUUGGUAUCGAAUUUUGGUUUCCACGGUACGAUACUGUUGUUGGGUGGCUGCAUGUUGCACGUGUGCGUGAGUGCGACGCUGUAUCGUCCACUGGAGGACAAUCCAGCGGCGCUGUUGGAUUCGUCGGAGGCGAAAGGCUCAUCGGAGGGUGGAAAAGGUCUGGAGUUCGCCGUGAGCGAGGAGCAGCAGCGGCAGGAAGAGCAGCAGCAGCAGCAGCAACAGGCGAAGCAGCAGCGACUCGAGCUUCUGUUCGCCAACGACACGACAACGAGACACAAUUUACUGAACGAAUUAUUCAACCAGAAGAGCAGCGUCGUCGCCGUGGAGCUCACCGACAGCGAAGAGGAAAAGGACAUAAUGGGAGAGGCGAUAAGAAUGAAGCCGAUUUCGAAAAUUCGGAGCUCCAGCAUCCUCCACAGCGUCGAAGACUUGAGCACGGACUCCACGUGCGUCUACAAAGCCCGAGCCUCCCUCAGGUCCCUCAGGUCAUCAGCCGCCACCGUCGUUUGUCCCGCCGUUCCUCGAGAACCGAUCAUGCCCGACCAGGAAUCCAUCAACGCCGCUCCCCGCACUCUCUCACAAAAAAUAGCCCUCUACAUCGAUCUCACCCUGCUGAAAAACCCACAAUUCAUCAUGAUGUGUCUCUCGGUCAGCCUCAUGUCGACCGGAAGUCCUUACAUGCUUUACUACCUGCCGGCUUACGUCCACGCCGCCGGAUACUCCAAAUCCGAAGCUGGAUAUCUCGUCGCCAUCUCGGCAGCUCUCGAUCUCUUUGGCAGACUGGGAUUGGGGUGGUUGUCCGAUUUGCAGCUGUUUGACCGACGAAAAGGAUACAUCGGAAGCAUCGUCGGCGCCGGGGUGGCUGUGCUCGCGAUACCGAUGGCUCACUCGUUCUACGUUCUCGCCUGCUCGGUCGGCAUGUACGGGCUUUGCCUUGGAUGCUGGUUCCUCCUGGUUCCCGUGCUUCUUGCCGAUCAGUAUGGCACCGACAAGAUUUCAUCGAGUUACGGGCUCGUGCGUAUGUUCCAGAGCGUCGGGGCCAUCUCGAUACCGCCGCUUGCCGGCUACCUGCGGGACGUGACCGGAAGUUAUUCGGUGUGUUUUCUGUGCAUGGGGACGUGCAUGGUCCUGGGCGGAUUGCCUCUGCUGCUGGUGUCGUCGGAAAUAGUGCAAAAGUCGACGAGCACGCUUCAAGUGAGCGUGACGGAUGAGGCCAGCAAGGAAGCUCCAACAGUCGUGACCAAAGAAUAAUGAAAAAGUAACAAAACGAAGUGGGAGGAGAAGAAAAAACGGAAGAACGAUGCGCGCACUCGGCUGUAUUCGAAGCUCUUUGAGUUCGUUGAUUUUCUCGGCCGCGAGCGAAAAUUGUCUGCCACUUUUCGUCUCGUCGUCGGCUCAUUUAUCAAUUUUUAUUAUUUUUAUCUUCUUUUUGUAUUCUUACACGGAUGUCGAAACGCGCAGAAAAGCAAAAAAGAGGCUCGUGAAGUGAGAGAGAAAAUGUGUGUGCACGUGCGAGAGCGAGAGCGCAUGGAACUUUGAAAAUUGUUUAUCGAAUGCAGAGAGAAAAUGAGUGAGAUGACAAACGAUAGGAAAUAAAGAAAGGGACCGAGUUACUAGGCUUCCCGAAAACUACUGUAACGGCUUUUCUCCGAACGCCCGUUUUUUCCCCGGCCGGAGAAAAGAGGCGCUGGAAUCAAUGAAACAUGAACUAGGAAGCGAAAACGACGUGGAGCUGAAUGGGUGAGAGAUUUACGAUCGCCCUUAUUGACGUAAUAAAAACGAACGAUUAUUAACUA
Messenger RNA from Venturia canescens, 3238 nucleotides. It is a transcript of the gene Sln, whose product is annotated as Silnoon. The coding region runs from base 441 to 2693 and encodes 750 amino acids. Gene Ontology annotation, cellular component: membrane. Lineage: Eukaryota; Metazoa; Arthropoda; Insecta; Hymenoptera; Ichneumonidae. The transcript has 5 exons. Gene Ontology annotation, molecular function: monocarboxylic acid transmembrane transporter activity. Gene Ontology annotation, biological process: transmembrane transport. The record is from RefSeq and is a predicted model, not a curated record.